Molecule: messenger RNA, 814 nt
Organism: Lactuca saligna
Lineage: Eukaryota; Viridiplantae; Streptophyta; Magnoliopsida; Asterales; Asteraceae
Source: the annotation of a GenBank genome assembly
AUGUCUUUUUUCAGUCGACUUAAGCAUUACUUGAAGUAUUUUCGAGCAGAUAAUAUUGUAAAUGAUGUUGAAUUUAUUAGAAAACAUCUUGUUCCUGAUGCUGCUCCUUGGAAGCUCUUGGGCUACAGUUUUGGUGGUUUUUGUGGAGUGACAUAUCUAAGUUUUGCACCUCAAGGGCUAAAACAAGUCUUUUUGACUGGUGGGAUUCCACCAAUUAAAGAUGGAUGCACAGUUGAAACUGUGUAUAAAGCUUGCAUUGACCCUAUUGUCCUCCAAAAUGAAAAAUAUUACAAAAGAUACCCUCAGGAUAUUCAGAUCAUUCGUGAUGUUGUAAUCCAUUUGGCAGAGCCCGAAGGAGGCGGGGUAAGGGUUCCUCUUCCAUCUGGUGGUAUAUUAACCCCGCGGGGCUUUACUGGCUUAGGUGCUAGCGCAGGCUUCGAGCGUUUGAAAGAGUGGGAUCCGGUAAUAGUUCCAGGGUCAAUGAAGCAAAUAAGCUAUUACUUCUUAAAUUGUUUUGAGAGGUGGCUAUCUUUCGAUACAAAUCCACUAUACGCCCUUUUGCAUGAAUCCAUAUAUUGUCAGGGAGCUGCAUCACAAUGGGCUGCUCACAGAGUGCCUGUUGCUGCUGCGGUUUAUUAUGAAGAUAUGUUUGUUAAUUUUAAUGUGACAAUAGAAAUGAGUAAAGAGAUUGGGGGAAUAAGGUUAUGGGUAACUAAUGAAUACAUGCACUCGGGUCUUGGUGAUGGAGCAACUCAUGUUUUGGAUCAUUUGAUGGGUUUGUUAAAUGGUAAGAAGCCACUUUUUUGACAUUGCG